CCAACUCUACAAAAACCCACUUAUGAACCCCCUGAUCAGAUCAUUUUGCCAAACCCGCCCAUGCUUGCAAUCCCUUUAUCUCUUCAAGAGACUUCUCCACAUUUCAGAACCCGAAAUUUCUACGUUUCCUUCGAUUCUUAAUUCAUGUUCUUCUCUGCCGUUCCCUGAUGCUGGACUCGUGAAUCAUGGGUACUUGAUCAAAUGUGGUGGUUUUGGAUGUUGUGUCAAUGUUGGGAAUGAUUUUCUUUGGAUGUAUGUAAAGCUCGGUGAAUUUCAGGAUGCCUAUAAGGUGUUCGAAGAAAUGCCGGAAAGUAGUGGGGAUGUGUUUGAUAGCAUAAUACACUGGCUUAGACGUAAUCGGACCUAUGAGGAUGUUGUGAUUGCUUUUGAGAAGAUGGUGGAAUUCUGUGUCUUUCCAAGUGUACAGUCUGUUUGUCAUGUAAUUAGGGCUUACAGCGAUUUGAACAGCAUUGAAAAAGGGCAUUUUGUACAUGAUUAUGUGAAACAAAAUGGGUUUGAUGAUCACGUUCUCGUAAUGAAUUUAUUGAUUUCAAUGUAUGUUAAAAUGGGUAGGCUGGAUCUUGCUCAACAAGUUUUUGACAAGGUGAUUCAUAAGGAUAUAGUCUCUUGGAACUCAUUGUUUACGGGAUACGCACAAAACAGGAACUGGCACAAAGUCUUUGACCUCUUUUUAUGCUUAAGGCGAGCUGAGAAUCUGGUUCCUAAUGUUGUUACGUUCUUAGCUUUACUUUCGAGUGCUGGCCAUGCUAGGGGAGUUGGUAUUGGGAUGAGCAUUCAUGGGCACUUGAUCUGUAUGGGUUUAUAUCUUGAUGUCCAACUAGGAACUGCUAUUUUUGAUAUGUAUGCAAAAUGCGAAAGACUUGAUUACGCCCAAAUUGUAUUCGAACAAGAUUUGAUAAACAAGACUUUGGUGUCUUGGAACGCGCUAAUUGCAAUGUAUAAACAAAAAGGUUAUAGCCAGGAGGCAGCAGAUGUUUAUGAAUGGCUAGUGAUGGAACCUAAUGUUAAACCAGAUUCUUUCUCAUUUGCUAAUGUACUUCCUGCUUAUGCAAAUCUGGGAAAUAUUCAAAGAAUCAAAUCAAUCCAUUCAAUGAUUGUCAAGAGGGCUCUAGACAUGGAAGGAGACAUCGUUUUGGCUACUUCAAUGUUGGAUGCAUAUGGGAAGUGUUCAGAUGUGAAAGCAUCUGAAUUGUUGUUUGCUUGUAUUCACCACCCGAAUACUGCAACAUGGAAUGCAUUAAUUUCUGUAUAUAAUCUGAAUAACCAGAUUGAAAAGGGGAUGAUUAUUUUUCGUGAAAUGGUUCGUUGUAAAGUGUUGCUAGAUCCUAUAACUAUGGUGGCACUCUUUCAAUCGUGUGGACAAAUGGAUUCUCUAAAACAAGGUAAUAUGAUCCAUGGGCUUGGUCUUUCAAAAGGAUUUUCUUCACAUCUUAUGGUAGGGAACGCCUUGAUAGAUAUGUAUAUGAGAUGUGGAUGCACCAAAAGUGCUGAAGUGUUUUUCCAUUCAAUGCCUAGAGAGAAUAUAGUGACUUGGAAUACCAUGAUUUGUGGUUAUAUGAAAGCUGGAUGUUCUUCUGCAGGUCUUGGACUCUUUCAUCAAAUGCAGUCGGAAAAAGGGUACAAGCCAGAUUCUGUAACAAUUAUUUCUUUACUUCGGGGAUCUUUAGCUAUCUCAGCUGGUUAUGUUGAGUUAUUUCAUGGUUACAUAUUGAAACUUGGGCUCGCUUCUGAGACACUUGUUAUGAAUACUUUGAUUGAUUCAUUUGCAAAGAUUGGCAUUAUAGAGAAAGCUAGAGCCUUGUUUACACAAAACGAUUUCAGGAAAGAUCAAAGCUCUUGGAACAUAAUGAUUGCAGGAUAUGGAAUGAACGGUCAAGGGAGCGAAUCUAGUAAACUUUUCGCUCAAAUGCAGGAAAAUGGAUAUGUACCAGAUUCUAUCACAUUCACCUCUCUUCUCUCAUCUUGCAGCCAUUGUGGGCUUAUUGAAGAUGGAUGUAAAUUCUUUGACCUCAUGAUUACCAAACACAAGAUUCAACCAACCAUGGAGCACUGGACUUGCAUUAUAGACAUGUUAGGACGGGCCAACGGUUUGGAAGAAGCGUAUGAUGUGAUCAGAAGUGGGACUUAUCAGAACUCCAGCAAAUGCGUCCCAUUGGACAGCAUUGCCGUUUGGGGAGCUCUUCUUAGUGCAUGUAGAACUAACAUGAACAUGAAGCUUGGGGAGCUUGCAGGACAGAAAUUGUCCAAAAUGGAGUCUCAUUGUUUGUAUCACUCAUUGCUCUCAAAUUUGUACUCAUCAAACAAGAAAUGGGGUGAAGCCACAGAAAUCAGGAGAGUUUUUGAAGAUCGAAAAGGGAUGAAGAAGCCGGGGUUAAGCAGUUUGAAGAGUUGAUGAAUUAAGAUUUCAUAGAAAUGAUCACUACCAUUCAAAAAAGGGUAGACACCACCCACUGGAGGUCCCCUACCACACCAGUCCCACGGCCAUCAAGUCAACAGUAGAUCGUGGUGCUCGUUCCCUUUAUCACUUUAUGGAUGCCCGUAAGUCCAGAAUCAACGCAUAAAAAAACCAACAUACGGUCUUCAUCAGAGUUCACAAGUAAGCAAAGAAUAUUAGGCUUAAUUUUACUAUGGUUUUUCCUUAUUAUGUUGGAUGUUUAAAUCUU
Messenger RNA from Cynara cardunculus var. scolymus (artichoke), 2684 nucleotides. RefSeq names its product pentatricopeptide repeat-containing protein At3g12770-like. The transcript has a single exon. Gene Ontology annotation, biological process: RNA modification. Bases 23 to 2413 code for a protein of 796 amino acids. Lineage: Eukaryota; Viridiplantae; Streptophyta; Magnoliopsida; Asterales; Asteraceae. Gene Ontology annotation, cellular component: intracellular membrane-bounded organelle. Gene Ontology annotation, molecular function: RNA binding; protein binding. The record is from RefSeq and is a predicted model, not a curated record.